Molecule: messenger RNA, 1486 nt
Organism: Epinephelus moara (kelp grouper)
Lineage: Eukaryota; Metazoa; Chordata; Actinopteri; Perciformes; Serranidae
Product: protocadherin gamma-A11-like
Exons: 2
Coding region: 110-1486 (458 amino acids)
Biological process (GO): homophilic cell-cell adhesion
Cellular component (GO): plasma membrane
Molecular function (GO): calcium ion binding
Source: RefSeq, a predicted model, not a curated record
UAGAUACGUGAAACACAAUCACGCUGAAAUGCAGUUUCUAUCCGUGUUAUGUGGAUGAAGUGUGUUUGUUGCUUCGAUCCUGAGACAUAUUAGGAAUUCAUCCGUGAUUAUGGAUUUUAAAAUGAUCGCGUGCGGCUUCUCUUUACUCCUGCUUUUUCUGCAUGGCGCAUAUGGAGAUCUGAGCUAUUCGUUUCCGGAGGAGAUGAAACGAGGAUCAGUUAUUGGAAAUAUGGCCAAGGAUCUCGGGCUGCAGACGAGCACACUGUCUAACAGAAGAGCCCGUAUCGACAUCGAUGAGACUGAUAAACGUUACUGUGACAUAAACCUGAAUAACGGAGAGUUGAUUGUUGCCGACAGGAUUGAUCGAGAGGGGCUCUGUGGAGAAAAGGCUUCGUGCAUCCUGAAACACGAGCUGGUGCUGGAGAAUCCUCUCGAGCUCCAUCGGAUCAGUCUGCACAUUCAAGAUAUUAAUGAUAACUCGCCUCAAUUUAAGGAAGAAUUGAUUAAUAUAGAAAUUCAAGAGUCGGCAGUCAGGGGAGCUCGUUUUGUGGUCGAGGAGGCACACGAUGCGGAUGUAGGACAUAAUUCAAUUCAACAGUACAGCCUUAAGAAGAAUGAUAAUUUCAUUUUGGCUGCUGAUGGAAACACAAUAGAGCUUGUUCUGGAUAAAGAGCUCGAUCGAGAAAAACAGAAAGAGCUCAAUUUGCUCCUCACAGCUUUAGAUGGUGGCUCUCCUCAUAGAUCAGGUACUGUAGUCAUACACGUCACUGUGCUGGAUGCUAAUGAUAACGCCCCAGUGUUCAGCCAGGCCGUUUAUAAAGCCAGUCUGCCUGAAAACUCUCCUGUAGGUACUAUAGUGGUCACAGUGAGCGCUACUGAUGCAGACGAGGGAGUCAAUGGAGACGUGACUUAUGAAUUUGGGCAUGUUACUGAAGAUGUGAAGAAGAUAUUUAGUAUUGACCGUAAAAUGGGGGAUAUACGUGUUAUUGGCUCUGUUGACUAUGAAGCCACCACAUCAUUUGAAAUACGCAUUAAAGCAAAAGAUGGGUUAGGGCUGUCAUCUUAUGCUAAGGUAAUUAUUUCUAUCACUGAUGUGAAUGACAACGCUCCUGUAGUUAAUUUGAAAUCACUGACUAACCCAAUACCUGAGGACACCCCACCUGGUACAGAGGUGGGCAUCAUUAACGUGCAGGAUAGAGACUCUGAGAACAACAGACAGGUCCGCUGCUCCAUUCAGCAAAACGCCCCUUUUAAGUUGGUUCCUUCUAUUAAAAACUAUUAUUCUCUGGUGACCACAGGGCAACUGGACCGUGAAGUAGUGUCUGAUUACAACAUUACAAUCACUGCCACUGACGAGGGCUCUCCACCUCUGUCCUCCUUUAAAACUGUUGAGUUAUCUGUAGCAGACAUCAACGACAACCCACCUGUGUUUGAGGAACAGUCGUACAGCGCAUAUACGUUCUUGUACGCCCAUUGCGUGGUCUAG